This is a messenger RNA of Lycium ferocissimum, 2958 nucleotides long. RefSeq lists its product as uncharacterized. Bases 374 to 2680 code for a protein of 768 amino acids. The transcript has 2 exons. NCBI's taxonomy places the organism in Eukaryota, Viridiplantae, Streptophyta, Magnoliopsida, Solanales, Solanaceae. The record is from RefSeq and is a predicted model, not a curated record.
UGUGAUUUUUAAAUAAAGUGAGAAAAAGAAGUGGAUCUUGAUCUGUAAACUGAAAAGAAAAAAAAGGUGCACCUCUUCUGAUAGUUCUUGAUUCAACCUCUACAAAAACUACUUGCCACCCAUAAAACUCUUAAACCAUUCAUUACCUUUGCCCAAUAUUGUUUAUGGGGUUCCACUAAUACAAGUAUAUUGUUGUUAUUAUUACUAAGUUUGCGGCUUAAGGGAUCAACUGUGCCACCUUUUCUUCUAUUCUAAUCAUUGACCAAAUUUACCUAUAAAGUUAACUACUUUUUGCUUCAUUACAAUUGGGAUCUUGCAUCUAAACUCAGAGAAAUUAGUGUAUCAGCUGUGGUUGGAUUCGAAGAAAAUCAUCAUGUUCAAGUACUCACCACGCAGUAGGAACCAAAGAAAUAAAGGUUUCAAGGUGAAGCAUGCUCUUCAGAUAUGUGUACUUGUGGGUGUUUGUAUCUGGCUGCUUUACCAAGUUCAGCACUCACGUAGCAAGAAAGCAUCUUUUGAACAAAACGCAACCGUCUCAGAGAAGGUACAAACUGACAAUGACGUUAAUAUCAGGUUAGGAAGGAAGGACCUCCAACCUCAAAAGAAGGAAGUAGAUAUUGAUGAUGAGAAGCUGAAGGAGGUUACAGAGGAAGACGAGCUUAAACGUUUUGAUGAUGACACCAAAGUGGAGGAACACGACCAUGAUCUAGAAAAAUCAGCAGAGGAUAGUGAGCAUAAAGAGGAAGUGAGAGGAGAAGAUAAUGCUGAAGAAGAAAGCAAAGAGAAUACUGAAGAUGGCAAAGGCGAGAGUAUUGAGGAAGCCACUGACACGAAUACAAGUGAAACUAAUGAAACCAAAGAAGAAGAUAGUGAAAAAGAUCGGGUAAAGGAAAGUGGCGUUGAGGGUGAAGAAAGUAAGGAACAGAAAUUAGAAAAGGAAGACAAGGAUGUUAAAGAGAACAAUGACAGGGAAAAUGAAAGUGAAGAGAAGGGAACUGAGGGAAAUGUUGAUGCAGGAACUGAUUUGAAAGAACAGAAGGCACAAAGCGAAGAGAGUGGAAGUGAAGAAACUUCUGAGAAUAGAAGCGAAGAAGUUGCUGAAAAUGAAAGCGAAAAGAAGUCGGUGGAGUUGGAGGAAAGUAAUGAGGACAAAGUAAAAAAGAACGACGAGAGCAAAGAAGAGAAGAACGAGGGAGAUAGCAAAGAGAACGAUGAAGCCAGCAACGGAAAGGAAGAGAACCAAAGCAAAAAUGAAGAAUCUGGCUCAUCAGAAGAUAAGGUUCAUGAUGAAAAUGACAAGACUAAUGAGGCUUCAACAGUAGGAAAUGGAAAGGAAGAGACUUUAGAUUCUGAAAAAGUGACCGGGACAGAAGGAGAUGGUAAUGUAGCCUUGAACAAUGAGGAGGAAUCCAAGAAGGGAGAAGAUGAGUUGCAGGACAAGAAAAACAAGAACGAGGCAAGUGAUGAAAGUCUGAACAAGCCGGAUUCAGAUGCUGGAGAAAAUAAGAUGCUUGAAAAAAAUAGUUCUGCAGAUGCAAAUGCUUCUGGAAAAGUGAAUAAUGGAAGCAACAUUGACGAUAGUUCUAAUGCUGCAGCAGAAACCAAUGAAGCCUCUAACCAGCAGACAGAAGCUGGCAAUUCUACCUCCGAGACCAUUCAAAAUGAAACAAAUGAAGCCAAUGAAAAUCAGCAAGAAAAUGAAAACGCUGCCUCUCAUACCAUACAAAAUGAGAACAACUCUAGUGAUGACUCCAAUCCUGCAGCAGAAACCAACAAAGACAAUAAGCAGCAACAGGAGAAUGAAGGUACUGCCACUGACACUACACAAAAUGAGAAGAACUCUGGUGAAGAAUCCCAUCUUGCAGAAGGAAACAGUGAAGCCAAUAAACAGCAGCAGGAAAAUGACUCCAAUUCUGCAGCAGAAACCAACGAAGCCAGUAAGCAGCAACAGGAACAUGACAGUUCCGCCUCUGAUGCCACAGAAAAUGAGAAGAACACUGCUGAAGACUCUAAUGUAGCUGAAGGAACCAAUGGUGCCAACAAACAGCAGCAGGAAAGUGACACUUCUGCCACUCAUACCUCACAAAAUGAGAAGAACUCUGGUGAAGACUCUAAUGUAGCUGAAGGAAACAAUGAUGCCAACAAACAGAAGCAGGAAAAUGACAGUUCUGCCACUCAUACGACACAAAAUGAGAACAUCUCAAUUAAGGAGGCCGUUUCUGUUGGAGAUGGCACACAGAACGAUGCAAAUGAGCAGCAUUCUGAGAAAAAGUAUUCAAAUUCCUCAGCAAAUGAAGAAUCAGUAACAACUUCAAACGGCUCUGAAUCUGUUGUAUCAGUUGACCAAAAUGGCAAUUCUGUAACAGCUGGUGCAACUGAGAAGUCGACAGGAGGUGGGAACGAUCAGAAUGAGGUAAACCAGAAAUUAGAUGCUAAUUCUGAUCCAGGCUCGGAAAACAAAAUAAAUCCCUCAAAUGACAAUGACGAGACAGACCCAGAUCAAAACAAAUCGACUGAUUCUUCCAGCUCAAAUGGCAAUUCUGAUGAUAGCCAGCAAAACCAAGCCGAGUCGACCAAAUCUGCUCUUCCUCAAGAAGAGACAGAGGCUCGUACUGAUCUGGGAACAUUGCCACAGACUGGAACUGAGGGGAACAGCCACAACGAUGCUGCAGCAGAGUAACAUAGAUACCUCUAGUACUAUUUUUAUGCCACGGUUUUAUUCAUAUUCUUUCUUCUUGUAGCCUUUUUCAAAGUCCAAGGCAAAUUUGAAAGUGAGAUAACUUCGGUUGCUUGCUGGUCGAUGCCGAAGAGCCAUUAUGUAACAAAUAUAUAGUUUUAUGUUCCGCCAGAACUUAAUGACUUGAUUAUCUCUAUCCCAUAAAUGUGUAUCUGCCAUGUCUGGAUCAUGCAAUUUUCCAUGCAUUAUUAAUGAUAGAGUGUUUCUUCGUCUUUAGAACA